AUGAUUGCUUAUAAAUGUUCUAGGUAUUUUUCACUGGAAAGUAAGGACGGAGUAUUUCAUGCAAGCCAACCUUUACAAAAAUACGUAGAAGAGUGCCUUGUUUUCCAUGCAGAGAUUCCCCCAGACCGUCGUCGACAAAUAGUCGAAGGCCUUUCUCUCUCGCCAUAUGUUAUAUACCCUGAAACACCAAAACCAGAUAACAAGCAGCCUGAUAACAAAACCGACAAAAAGCUUGACGACAAGACCGCCACCAUGGAUAUCCAGACAAGAUUGCGAACUAAGUUCAGGAGAGAUACGCUGGACUUGACUUUGGGCAUAUCUCUCUCUUCCUCAGCGCCAUAUACCACUUCCAAUAAGGCAAAAAUGGCCGCAAGACGCGCUGAAAAGCACAGACAGGCUAAGGAGCAGAAGAAGAAGCAGGAGAGAGAGGUAGAAGUAGUUGUUAUCAGAUGGUGUAUCGUCGGGGCUGGGCCUCCUGCUUACUAUGACGAUAUCUGA
Molecule: messenger RNA, 498 nt
Organism: Trichophyton benhamiae CBS 112371
Lineage: Eukaryota; Fungi; Ascomycota; Eurotiomycetes; Onygenales; Arthrodermataceae
Exons: 4
Coding region: 1-498 (165 amino acids)
Source: RefSeq, a predicted model, not a curated record